Messenger RNA from Aspergillus affinis, 1518 nucleotides. Its product is annotated as cytochrome P450. The record is from RefSeq and is a predicted model, not a curated record. Bases 1 to 1518 code for a protein of 505 amino acids. NCBI's taxonomy places the organism in Eukaryota, Fungi, Ascomycota, Eurotiomycetes, Eurotiales, Aspergillaceae. Gene Ontology annotation, molecular function: monooxygenase activity; oxidoreductase activity, acting on paired donors, with incorporation or reduction of molecular oxygen; heme binding. The transcript has a single exon.
AUGAUCUUUCUCUUCGCUAUUAUCGGAUUUGUUCUUCUCCUCUCCUUGGUUCACUGGAAGAGAACCCCUCGAUAUAUCCCUCCAGGUCCAAUACCCCUCCCUCUGGUUGGCAAUCUUCAUCAGUUCGUUCGUUUAGUUCCAUUGAAGACUUUCCAUGACUGGCAUAAGAAGUAUGGAUCGAUCGUUGGACUCACUCUCGGGCCCAGGACCAUCAUCAUCCUGGGCACUCACGCCAUCAACAAAGAACUCUUAGGUGGCCGAGGCCAAAUCUACAGUUCUCGACCCUAUAUGCCUCUAGUCUCAGACAAUAUGACCGGUGGCCUGAACACGGCCCUGAUUCCAUACGGGGAGAGGUGGAAGACCCAUAACCGCAUCCAUCUCGCGUUGUUGAAUCCUCGAAUGGCCAGGCUAUACGAGGGUCUUGUGGACUUUGAAUCCAGGAGAUUGUUGGAUGGGAUCUGCUCGACUAACGACUUCUCCUCUGUCAUUUACCGCUACACUGCGAGCUUGAUCUUGGCGUUGCAAUACGGCAAGUCUGUCGAUGUGAAUGACCCGAUCGCAAAGGAUUUCAAGGAGAUCACACACAAAUUUGUCAAAGCAAUCGGGGCCAGUAGCUUUCUGUUCGAGUGCUUCCCUAUUCUGCAACGAAUUCCCUCAUCAAUGGCGCCCUGGAUCAAGUCAAGCAACGAGCUGCACCAUGCCACGACAAGUCUGUUCUCUUCCAGCGCAGAGAACGGCCUCUAUUCGAAAGAAUGGAACUGGUCCAAGUACGUGCGGAAUCUGAAAGAUGCACAAGGCAUGCCUGAGGAAGAGCUCUGGUAUCUGAUGGGCAUACUGUACGAAGCCGCAACGGACACCACUGUCGCUAUUCUGCGCUUCUUCGUCAUGGCGUGCGUUUUGCACCCCUGGGCGGUUAAGAAAGCGCAAAGGGAGCUGGAUUCCGUGGUUGGAGACUCCCGAUUGCCUAAGGCAGAAGAUAUGGGGCAGCUACCGUACGUUAGAGCCAUCAUUAACGAGGUCAUUCGGUGGCGUCCUGCGACUCCGGAGGGGAUCCCGCGAGCGACCUCUGCCGACGACGUCUAUCAAGGAUAUCAUAUUCCCAAAGGAGCGACAGUAUUGGUCAACAUGUGGGCCAUGCAUAUGGACCCGGAUGUAUACGAUAACCCUGAAUCAUUCCGUCCUGAACGAUGGAUCGAAAAUCCCAAUUUACCACUGGGGAUCUUCGGAUAUGGCAGGAGAGCUUGUUCGGGGCGUCACUUUGGCCAAAUAUCGCUCAACAUGGUCAUCUCGCGAAUGUUGUGGGCUUUCUCGUUCAAUCAUAGCUAUGAGGAUGGCCGCCGCAUUGAGAUCGAUCCUUGGAAUAUGGAGCAGCACGGGGCCAGUUUGAGACCACUGCCGUUCCCUGCUGAUAUCCAACUUCGGGAUGAGGGCCGCAGAGCGGUUCUUCAGAAGGGCCCUGACGUGGCAAAGAGUGUCGAAGAGCUUUUGGCUCAAGUGGAACAAGAGGUUGCACAGUAG